GCGGUGAAAGUCGUUGUAAUAGUAAAGAUUUUAAUUAGAAUUACGUGUCACACAAAAUGAUAAUAGGAUUAAUAGGCUCCUUGGAGGAGCUCAUAGAUCAAUACAAAAUCAAUGUAAUUCAAUUGAUUUUUAUCGUAUUCAUCGUCACGAUCGUCAUACUGGGCAGUCUAAUGACGCUAGUGGAGCCUCAUUUGCCCAACAGUAUCCGACAGUCGUUUCGGUAUGGCAAGCACAGUUUUAAGGGUGAAAGCGACGCCCUCGUCAAUCAUCUUGAGGUCCCAAAGGCAUGGUUCAGUCAUUUCUACAUAUUCGCUUUUGGUUGGUCAAUGCUGUCGCUUUAUUUCAUCAUCAGUACGAUUAUAACUCAAAAGGUGGCACCUGAGCUCGUGCUCCGAUUUCUGGAUUUUAUGUGCGGUGGUCGGAGUCAUCGUCAGGUGCAGGUCGACUCCAACACGGCACUGUUGGCGACCCUGCUGCUAAGCUUGCAGUGCGUGCGCCGCUUCUACGAGACAAACUUUGUGCAAAUCUUUUCCAAACGCAGCAAAAUGAAUCUUUCACACUAUGCCGUCGGAUAUGUGCAUUACUUUGGCGCCAUUACCUCAUUGUUGGCCAACACAGCGGGCUUUGUGCGCAACUCGAAGCCAGCUCCGUUCACGCUGAGCAAUGUGACGCCGCUCCAGGCGACCUACAUCCUCAUCUUUUUAUUCUCUUGGUAUCAACAAUAUAGCAGCAACAUGGUGCUAGUUAAUCUACGGAAGAAUGCCAAGACGGGAGCAGUCAAGACUGAAGAUCAUUUGAUGCCCACAAGUGGCUGGUUUAAUCUCAUCUCGUCGCCGCACAUGUUCUUCGAGAUGGUCAUGUACUACUGCCUGGCGGAUCUACUGACUCCCAUACGCACAUGGAAGCUUAUAUUUAUAUGGGUGGCCAGCAAUCAAACGAUCAAUGCUCUGCUUACGCAUCAGUGGUACAAGGCUAACUUCAAGGAUUACCCAGAGCAACGACAUGCAAUUAUUCCUUGGUUGCUGUAGAAGAAUUAGUUUAAGGUCUACAAUUCUAAUUUAGUAGUGGCAUUUAUUAUUAAACUUGUUUUACACACA
This is a messenger RNA of Drosophila innubila, 1097 nucleotides long. RefSeq names its product polyprenol reductase. Bases 57 to 1028 code for a protein of 323 amino acids. Gene Ontology annotation, biological process: polyprenol catabolic process; dolichol-linked oligosaccharide biosynthetic process. Gene Ontology annotation, cellular component: endoplasmic reticulum. Gene Ontology annotation, molecular function: 3-oxo-5-alpha-steroid 4-dehydrogenase activity. The record is from RefSeq and is a predicted model, not a curated record. The transcript has a single exon. NCBI's taxonomy places the organism in Eukaryota, Metazoa, Arthropoda, Insecta, Diptera, Drosophilidae.